AUGAUGCUGUCUCGUCGUGCAUGCUACAAGUGUGGUACUAUUGGCCACUAUGCUGAGGUCUGCUCUUCCACCGAGCGUCUCUGCUACAACUGCAAGCAGCCCGGCCACGAGUCCAGCGCCUGCCCUCUUCCCCGUACCACCGAGACCAAGCAGUGCUACAACUGCCAGGGUGUCGGUCACGUCCAGGCUGACUGCCCCACCCUCCGCCUGAACGGCGGAUCCAACGGCCGCUGCUACAACUGCAGCCAACCCGGCCACCUUGCCCGCAACUGCACCAAUCCCGCCGCCGCUACUGCCCCCGGCGCCGGAACCGGAGCUCCCACCGGCCCCGCCGCUACCCGCGGCGGCCGUGGUGGCUUCCAAGGCGGUUUCCGCGGUGGCUUCCAGGGCUACCCCCGCGCCGCGACCUGCUACAAGUGCGGCGGCCCCAACCACUUCGCCCGUGACUGCCAGGCUCAGGCCAUGAAGUGCUACGCCUGCGGCAAGCUCGGUCACAUCUCUCGCGACUGCACCGCUCCCAACGGCGGCCCGCUCAGCUCUGCUGGUAAGGUCUGUUACAAGUGUGCUCAGGCGGGCCACAUCUCCCGCGAGUGCCCCACCAACGAGGGUGCUCCCGUUCCUGCCCCGGCUGCCGUGGCUGUUGCCGCUGCCGAGACUGAGGACGCGCCCGUUGCUGCGCCUGUCCCUGUCGCUGCUGUGGCUGUUGAGGAGGCUGUGCCUGCUCCUGCCCCUGCUGCGGCUCCUACAACUGCUGCCGCAUAG
Molecule: messenger RNA, 762 nt
Organism: Penicillium soppii
Lineage: Eukaryota; Fungi; Ascomycota; Eurotiomycetes; Eurotiales; Aspergillaceae
Gene: gisB
Product: putative zinc knuckle nucleic acid binding protein
Exons: 6
Coding region: 1-762 (253 amino acids)
Biological process (GO): positive regulation of cytoplasmic translation
Cellular component (GO): cytoplasm
Molecular function (GO): single-stranded RNA binding; mRNA binding; translation regulator activity
Source: RefSeq, a predicted model, not a curated record